CGCGAAACUACAACGUACAGGAAGCGGAAAGACGAAUUAGGAAAGUCCCCGAUGUUCUCUCUUAAUCUUACCCCUGCAGCCCAUCACUCGUACUUCCCCCUCCCCCAGAAAAGAUUCGGCUGCUUUCCGGCGAGGUUUCCGAUCGGUUCCUUCACUGUUCGAUCGUCAUCCAGUCUUCAGGAGGUCGAGAAGUUUACAGAGUCAUCGGCUGAAGGGAAGGAUCUCAAUUCGGAGCUCUACGCUUCGGAUCCGUUGCCUCCGAUCAAGACUUCAAAGAGAGUGGUUCUGGUUAGGCAUGGACAGAGCACAUGGAAUGCGGAAGGUAGAAUUCAAGGAAGCUCCAAUUUCUCUGUUCUCACUAAGAAAGGCGACGCUCAGGCAGAGACCUCCCGCCAAAUGCUCUUCGAUGAUGCAUUUGAUGUCUGCUUCAGCAGCCCCCUAGUGCGAUCAAAGAGAACUGCGGAAAUCAUAUGGGGUGAUCGCGAGGAGGCGAUACUUACGGAUUCUGAACUGAGGGAAAUAGAUUUAUAUUCAUUUCAAGGUCUACUCAAGCACGAAGGGAAGGAAAGAUUCGGUGCCGCUUAUCGUCAAUGGCAGGUAGAUGCGGCAAAUUUCAACAUUGAUGGGCACUAUCCAGUGAGAGAGUUGUGGGCACGUGCUCGAAAUUGUUGGGACAGAAUUCUAGCCCACGAGAGCAGGUCUGUCCUGGUGGUUGCUCACAAUGCUGUCAACCAGGCUCUUGUUGCUACAGCUCUUGGAUUAGGAGCUGAGUACUUCAGGGUGUUACUUCAGAGCAACUGUGGUGUUAGUGUUCUUGACUUCACUCCACAAGUUGAGGGUGGAUCUCCAAUCAUUUGUUUAAACCGUCUAAAUCAGACCCCAAACUCACCUGUUGCUUCGGGUAGUUCUGGAGGCAGAAAAGCAGCAAGAAGGAUCGUACUUGUUUGCCAUGGAGUUUCCGAGACUAAUGAGGCCAGUUCUUCCUUCCUGGAUGACAAGCCAAUGAACAUGCUUGGAACUAUACAGUCCCAGAAAGUUGCAGAGCUCCUUCUUGAUCUAAAAGUGAGCGCUGUAAUUACCAGUCCCAAGAAAGCUUGUGUAGACACGGCUGCAACAAUAUCCAGUGUACAAGAAGCUGCAGAUUGCUUGGGUGCUGAUUGUGUGCCCCGCUAUGUGGAGAUGAAGCAGACGAGUAAACUUGAUGUAGACAAUAUUCUUGAUCAUUUCAAGCAGGAUGUAGCUAACGUGACCGUCUUUGAACCUGGUUGGUUAAACAAAUUGGACGAUGUGAUGAUUACGGAAGUGUGGAAUCAGAGUGGUGAAGCCUGGAAGUCUCUGUUGAAUGAGAUGGCUGAUGAAAAGGAGCCAGAGAAGGUUAUUGUUGUGGUUGGUCAUCCUGCUAUUCUUCUCGGAUUGGUGGGGUGGUGCCUAAAUCUGACAAAAGAUUGGAUUGGAUCAUUCCAUCUGGAUGCUGGAAGCAUUAGCGUGAUUGACUUCCCUGAUGGGUCUAACAGUCGAGGGGUUGUCCGAUGCAUAAAUUACACUGCUCAUCUGGGGAGAUGGUCAAUUCCUAUUACUAAACCAACCGUGGAUGAUGAAGAGUUUUAAUGGUGCAUGGACAGAAGACACUUGGACUCAACUUCUAUUGGCGAGGAGCUCAAUACUUACAUUCGCCCGAAUGUUGAUGGUUGAAAUUGCCACGUGCAAGAAAACCUAGGUUUGAAUGAGAAUCUUGAGGCUAUCACAAGGAGGCGUUGAAGAGGAGAGAGAGUGAACAGUUUGUAAUCAAGUUCGUUGUUUUAUUAGUUGAAUUGUAUAUUUUGAUAUUUUUAUUUGCAUUGUAUUUAUGUUGUGGGUUUUGAAUUGGUUAUUUAAACGUCAGUAAUUAUAGAAAAUGAUUGAGCUGGGCUAA
This is a messenger RNA of Cucurbita pepo subsp. pepo (vegetable marrow), 1912 nucleotides long. RefSeq names its product putative 2-carboxy-D-arabinitol-1-phosphatase. Lineage: Eukaryota; Viridiplantae; Streptophyta; Magnoliopsida; Cucurbitales; Cucurbitaceae. Gene Ontology annotation, cellular component: cytoplasm. Gene Ontology annotation, molecular function: phosphatase activity. The record is from RefSeq and is a predicted model, not a curated record.